AUGGCCUCCAUCAGUGAUGGCAGUACGGACGCCCUGCUCGCCAGGUUCAAGCUGCUGGAGGAGACGGUGGACAAGCUGCACCGGGAGAACCGGAGCCUGACCGCCAAGCUGAAGAGUUACAACAUGCUGAGCACCUUCUACCACGAGGCCCGGCAACAGAACAAGAACCUCAACCGGCUGCUGGCCGACAAGGAGGCCCUGAUCCUGAAGAUGAGGGAUGGACAGCACAGCGCCUGCGCCGGACUGCCGGACCAACAACUGCAGCCCUCCAAGUCCCUGGUGGACGGCCUGGUGGGACAGCUGAGCAGUAUGAAGGACCGGCUGAGAGAGACAGAGAGGCUCUGCCAGGAGAAAGUAGAGGCCCUCAAUCAGGAAAUCCAGAAGCUCCACCAGCAGCUAGAGGAGAGAGACCAGCAGAUGCAGAAGAUGUCCAGUUGGCCGUCACAUGAGAAGGAGAUGGAAAUCUUCCGUCUGCAUCGGUCUUUGGCGGAGAAGGAGAAAGUUCAGGCUACUAGUGAGGUCCUGUGCCGGUCUCUGUCUGAUGAAACCAACCAACUGCGGCGUAAGCUGGCUGCCACAGCAGAAAUGUGCCAACAACUUGUUACAUGCCUAGAAGAGGCCCAUCGGAAAAAAGGUGCACCAUCACAAGAGCAGCAGGUACGUUCUGGUGUUGUUAAUAAGGACGGUGAGAAUGAAGCAAUCCUGGGCAAGUUACAGGAAGAAAACCGUUUAUUAAAACAGAAAGUAAUACAUGUAGAAGACUUAAAUGCUAAGUGGCAAAAGUAUGACGCCAGCAGGGAGGAGUACGUCAAGGGUCUCCACCAACAACUGAAGGAGAUGAAGAUGCAGAGACACCCAGACCUCUUACAGAAGGAGAUCUCCAGACUCAACAAACUUCUAGAAGAAAAGAUGAGCGAGAACACCAAACUGCAGCAAGAAGCUUCUGAGAUGGCCAGUGCCAGGAUCGCUGACCGGGAGAGGAUACAGAUGCUGGAGCAGCAGUUGUUAGUCUACAAAGAUGAUUUCACAUCAGAGAGGGCAGAUCGGGAGAGAGCUCAAAGCCGCAUUCUGGAACUGGUCGAAGAGAUUUCAUGUUUACAGAAAAAGGCAAGGAGACAGGUUGACAAAGAUGUUGCUACGCAGAUCCAAAUUCACACCGGUAACCGGAACAAAACGUAUAUUCAGAAAAAAUCGACUGAUCCUCUGCGUGGCCUUGCCGCCGAGCAUUCUGAAAACCGAAGACAGCUUUCCCCUGCAGACCCCACAGAACGACAGAGGAGCCCCAGCUCCGAACAUAGAGCACAGGAUGAGCUACAGUGUCCCCGCUGCCUACAGGUCUUUCAUGACAGACUAGGGGAGAACUUUCUAGAACACAUCUCUGAAUGCUGCCAGUAA
This is a messenger RNA of Staurois parvus, 1395 nucleotides long. The record is from the annotation of a GenBank genome assembly. Lineage: Eukaryota; Metazoa; Chordata; Amphibia; Anura; Ranidae.